This is a messenger RNA of Rhagoletis zephyria (snowberry fruit fly), 1150 nucleotides long. The record is from RefSeq and is a predicted model, not a curated record. Lineage: Eukaryota; Metazoa; Arthropoda; Insecta; Diptera; Tephritidae.
AUGACACAACCAAAAGUGAGAUCCCCUAGUGUUGACAGUGAAGCAGUUCACCACCAUCGCAGAAGGCAAAAGUGGCGGCGGUCACAGCACCAGCAACCACGGCAGUCACCAUCAUCAUCACCACUUUCUGGCACCGGAAACGGCAAUAUCUCUUCCUGUUCACCGCAACUUUCAUCAUCAUUAGAAACGCCCACCACUGCAAAAAACUCCCAACACGACCUCUGUGAACGGCAGCAGCAGCAGCAGCAGUCAACGAGCAGCAGUCAUCGAGUACCGUCAUUUGCGUUGGGCGCCCUGGGCGCUCUGGCCACCGCCGCCGCCGCCGGUGCUCUGUUUACCUCUGCCGUUGCUGAGGCUGCAGUGGCGGUCACAACAGCGACCAACUCUGAUGAUGAUAAUGAACUUAUCAAAAACAGUCCACAGCAACAACAACAACAGCAGCAUCUGCUGGAGCACUACGCCAGCUCGACGGCCACGGGCAGCCACCACCUGAUGCACCAGCGGCACCACGACAGUGAACAGCAGCAGCAAACAGGAGUUUCUGGAGUUUCCGGAGUUCUCACCAGCACCGUCCGGCGCAUCUCGCUGAACAUUCUCAACUCAUCGACGGCCGCUCUGGCCGAUCACAACAGCAGCGGCGGCGGCGGCGGCGGCAGCUUCCGCUCCGCUUCGGCAGCAGGGUCCUACCAGUUUGGGGGUGAUGGUGAUGGUGGUCACCAUGAUCACCACCACCACUCUUCAGCAGUUGCUUCGAACAGCAGUCCACAGCAAUCCACCUCAGGGGCGACGGUGACGCCGCCGCUCACCACCACCUACUCAUAUCUGGCGGAUCUCUUUCCUCGUCUGCUCAGCAGCAGCAGCAGCAGCUCAAAAAGUAGCGGCGAAGAUAAUGUGAGCGGCAGUGGCAGUGGUAACGGCCUGGGCCUGGGCCUGGGCGACUACAUCNGCAGCAGCUCAAAAAGUAGCGGCGAAGAUAAUGUGAGCGGCAGUGGCAGUGGUAACGGCCUGGGCCUGGGCCUGGGCGACUACAUCAUCGACGACUACGACACGCUGGACAGCACUUCCGGCGGAGGUGAAGGUCUGCUGGGAAGCUCGGGGACGACCGUUUCAUCGCUGGUGGCCGCAGUUUCCGGUGGCGGUGGCGGUGGCG